UGCUGGUUGGGUAUAGAUUCAAGGUAAAAGGCUGUUGGCGUUCAGUCAUCUUCCACCUCCGAGUCCGUUUCGUCCACCCACGAACAAGCAGCUCCCAGCUAAACCCCCGAGUCCCAGGAACGAACGACCCUCAGGGAGGCGCUGUAUAUCCGAUAAUUGCACAGUGCUAAGGAAACUUCGAGCAAUAUCGAUAAUGAAGUCCUAUACUGGUGUGGCUUUGGUCCUUGUGGCUUGCUCUGUCAUGCAACUAAGAGAAGUCCAUGGCUGGGGCGGUCUCUUUAAUCGUUUCAGUCCGGAGAUGUUGGCUAAUCUUGGCUACGGGGGUCACGGAGGCCACCGCGGCGGUCAGCCCGCUUUUAUGCAGAGACUCGGAGGCGUUGACGUAUACGGAGAUUUGGUCGAGGACGAGCUGGAAGAACCCUGUUACGGGAAACGGUGUACGGCCAAUGAACACUGUUGCCCAGGAUCUGUGUGCGUCGACGUGGACGGAGUUAUCGGAUCUUGCCUGUUCGCCUAUGGACUGAAACAGGGCGAGUUAUGCAGAAGAGACAACGAUUGCGAAACCGGGCUGAUGUGCGCCGAAGUGGCUGGUGAAACUCGUUCUUGUCAACCUCCGGUUACCUCAAACAAGCAAUACAGCGAAGAAUGCAACAUGUCCGGGGAAUGUGACAUUAGUCGUGGACUCUGUUGUCAGCUGCAAAGGCGUCAUAGACAGGCCCCGAGAAAGGUCUGUUCAUACUUCAAGGACCCCCUAGUCUGCAUCGGACCAGUGGCCAGUGACCAGGUGAAGUCCAUUGUCCAGUACACUUCAGGAGAAAAACGAAUUACUGGUCAAGGGAAUCGCAUCUUCAAAAGGGCACCGGCUGCUUAAAUCCCCCGAGUUUUCAAAAGCCGGCGAAAUCAGAUAUACAUACAAAAUCUAUAAUUUAAGAUUACCCUACCGCGUAGACACUAACCUAGAAAAAACAGUCCCUAUGUUUUAAGUUUCUCCCUACCAGUAUAAGAGUGCAAAAUUGAAUCCCUCGCGUGAGCUUGUAAAUUGGCUACUUUGGAUUUCUAAAUUCCGAUUUCUUUACCCUGAAUUCACCACGUACAGUUUUACCAACUACAGAUUGUUUCGUUUCGUAUAUGGCCAUGACGAUUGGGCAAACGCCGCUCUGAAUAUCAGAAUGUACACUCGCGGCGAACCAGAAGAGUUUUAUGCCCGGAGAGAAAUGACGACUCGUGAAAAAUACAUACAUAUCUUUCGUAAUUGUAAUGACUGAAAAAUAUUAUACAUAUCAGUAGGUAUUUAACCUAUUACCAAUUAACUACUUACUAUAUUUAAUCAUAUAUAAGAUGCAAUUGUAAUGUCAUUCGUAUUUUAAUGUUUAAGUAUAUAGCCCACACGCAUAAGUGUAAUAUUUCAAUCGAAAAUCAAAUUACGAAACAAAAUGAGAUGAAAAUUUAUCUGAUGUAACUGUAAACGUCUUGUUCUCGUGUAAUUAUAUGAAAUCAAAGAUCUCGUUUACUGGCUAGGCUGCUUAUAUAAUAUAUUUAUUAUAAGUAAUAUUAACAUUAACCGUUGCGUCAUCGCGUCAAUAUUGUCACGCUAUCGGAAUGAAAUAAGUAAAACGUAUAUAUAACUAUACCGAUAGUAUACAUAUCUAUAUAUAUAAUAUGUAACCAUUAAUCGAUUGUAUACAUACAUAAUACAUAUGCACAAUCAAUUAAUGGAAGUUUGAGUGAUAUGGAUGUAUAUGGAUACAUAUAUACAUAUCAUAUGAAUACACACAUAUGACUUAUGUAUACAAUUAUAUAUCAAUAGCGACGUCAAAAUGGGCAUGGCCAUUUCAUUAUAUUGAUUUUCAAAUUUUAUUCUUUUUGUUGACAGAGAGAAAGAGAACGAAAGAGAGCAAGUCUAUAUCUGACUUUUAAAAUUGGAAUCAUGUCUUACCAUGUGGAGAAAGGAAAGAAAUAGAUCUCUGCAAACGUGUUGCGUUGAGUAGCAAGAUCUAAACAAACAUGAAUGCAAACUUCAAAUCAGGCACAGUCUUGAAAGACCUAAAUCUUGCACAAUUUUCAAAGACUCUAAAAAAUUACACGCUUGCUAACGUUGUGGAAUUAGGGCAUGCCGAAAUAAAAUUGCAAGCUUAUACAAAUAAUUUUCACGUUGAAUUUUGAGUAUUAAUUUAGUUCACUUGCCGAAAUGGUUGGAAACAUUACACGUUUCAAAUGAGUAUAAAGUUCAUUUGCCGAGCCCCUUCUACAGAUGUUAAAAAUUCAAACCGCGUAGGGAGAUAUGCAAUGCUAACUUUGAAUUAUUGUGACCUCAGACUUCUUGUAGUCCGUUAUUACGUGCAAAAAUAAUACUUGUCAAAGUUUAGAAUAAAUUUAUAUGGCAUUAUGACUAAAGAUGUUGUACGCUCGUGCUCACGCAGAUAUUAUGAUUGAUGCGUGUCGUUCUCUUACUGAAAAAAUAGUUUGAUGGUAGGUAUAGAUGGAAAAAAAUACCGAAUAGCUACUCGAAUGAUUUGAUUUACCGAGUGUAAAAAGUCUGCGUGAUUCUCGAGCGACCAUUGACAGUUUAAUACGAUGUCAAAAUCUCGAUGUUUCCUAUGUCGUCUAUAAGUGAGGUUAAACAUAUCACGAAAAUGCCUAAAGCAUUAGAAGUUUAAAUGAUAUACUAUAUAUUAUUAAAAGAUAUUCAAUUGAAAGUAUAUUUUUGUCUUCGAUGCAUCAUUAUAUUAAUACUCCGUAUAUUGAACUCCAUAUUUGCAUAAUAUUGAUAUAUUUUAUUGAAGCGUAUACUACUAUUAUACAUUAUACUGCUACAAUUGUGUAGCAUAAAAAUUAUGAAAAAUUAUUGUUAAUUGACGUUAUAGUAUAUUUAUUUCAUUAUUCUUGUGUAGGCCUAUUGAGAUAUUAUAUGAAAGUAAAUAUUAUACUUAUACUAUAUUAAGUUGAACAAAUCAAAUACAUAUCAUAGCGUCUAAGAUGUUAAAUUUUAAGAAAAAAAUUCACUAGAGAAGUAUUUGGAUUAUACAACAGAUUCCACAAAAUUAAAGCCUUCGUUUUCACGCAUAUAGUAGGUACAAAUAUUUCACUCUCUCAUAGAUGUGCCGGCUUCUGGUGUUCCAUACUCGGUACAUUCUUGAAGAAAGAAAUAUUCUGCUAUUAUAUAUUGCUUAUACAGGGUUAUCUUGUACUUCUGAAAAUUGAAAAUCAUGAAUAUUUUGAACAUUCUGUCAAGCAUAACAGUUACACGAAUAUUUUUAUGCACAUUAUUUUUGUCGAAAGACAUUUAUAAAUUCAGAAUAUUCCAUAAUUUACACAUAAUUGUAUACAAAUUAUACAGAUGAUUGAUUGUAGAAUCCAGUGACUUCGGCUACUAGGCAUUGAGUCAAAUGUACCUAUAUCAAAAACACCUCUACAUGAAUAUACGUGUACAUCUCCUAAAUAUUAAUAACUAUAAUGUUUCAAAGGUACAUAUUUGAAUGUGAAAUACACUAUUAUAUAUAUAUACAUAUUAUACACAUA
Molecule: messenger RNA, 3519 nt
Organism: Neodiprion fabricii
Lineage: Eukaryota; Metazoa; Arthropoda; Insecta; Hymenoptera; Diprionidae
Gene: spab
Product: prohormone-3
Exons: 6
Coding region: 194-871 (225 amino acids)
Source: RefSeq, a predicted model, not a curated record